GGGGCAAAUCACCCCUUUAACAAUACUGGAUUGUAAAGAUGUGAUCCUGGUGAUUGAUUGAUUGACUGAUUGAUUAGCUAAUACGAACAAAGCAGUGAUCGUAAACGAAUCAAAGCGACUAAAAAUAAUAAUCGGGCACAGAGGAAGCCGCCAGAGUCCUUCAAUGAAGCAGGCAGGAGUAUUGUCUGUAACCUCCUUGCUUCUUUCCUAGAUCGCCCAGAAACAUAAUCCCGAAUAAAACACACUAGAUUCCCGUCGCCUUCUCCUCCUGUAGCUAAUCUGCAGCAAGUGAAAGAAGCUUGUUGUCUUUAUCCAUAUCCGAGGAUGAAAUGCAGCCUGUUCCUAGGGGGACUGUGAAACACGUUCAGGAGAAGAUUAAUACACGCAGCAGAAGCUCAUUCAGACCCAGUGUUUGCAGUUUCUCUGGUGCGCCUUAAAAUCCCUGCCCCGCCGCUGGAGGAGGCCCUGGGCUUUGGGUGCCGAGGCAGGAAGCAGCAGAAGUAAGCAGCGAUUGUCCUUAAGUCACUGGUGCGCCAAAGUAACCUGUGAUGGGCUGGCAUGAGUCCACUGGACCGGGAAGUCUGGUUCCGCCGGCGGAGGCUCUGAUGAUGCUGGUGGCGGCGACGGUGCUGGUCUCCCUCCUUGCAGAUCAGUGACCAGAAAAAGGGGGAGAGACAGAGAGAGAGGGGGAAAAAAAGAGGCGUCUACCAAAGCGGCUCAGACAGACGAACAAAUGCAAGCCAGCCAUGGACAAUAGUAGCCACCACACGGCGACUAAAAUCUUAGUAACUUCUCCAGCCAGAGAGAGCCUGUCUGCGCGAAGCAACAUGAUCAGCGCUUCCAAACCCCUGGCUUUCUCCAUUGAGCGAAUCAUGGCCAGGACUCCAGAGCCGAAGUCCAUUCCGGUGCCGCCCUUCCUCCAAGGAUCCGUGCCCAAAGGAGACCCCAAACACUCGUUGCACCUCAACUCCUCCAUCCCCUGCAUGAUCCCCUUUGUCCCGGUGGCGUACGACCCCCUCCCCAAAGCGGGGGUGGCCGGAUCGGAAGCCAGGAAGGCUCACUUGGACUCCUCUGCCUCCCCCUUCAGCUGCGGCGAUCUGCUGAACUGUGCCCUGAGCCUAAAAGGCGAUUUCCCCCGCGACGCCCUGCCCCUGCAGCAGUACAAACUGGUGAGACCGCGAGUGGUCAACCACUCCUCUUUCCACGCCAUGGGAGCGCUGUGCUACUUCAACCGCGGCGACGGCCCUUGUCACCCGUCGUCCAGCGUCAACAUCCACCCGGUGGCUUCUUAUUUCCUCAGCUCGCCUUUGCACCCGCAGCCCAAGGCGUACCUGGCGGAGAGAAACAAACUGGUGCUCCCGUCCGUGGAAAAGUACCCUUCCGGAGUGGCCUUUAAAGACUUAUCGCAGGCUCAGCUCCAGCACUACAUGAAAGAAAGUGCCCAGAUCCUAUCGGAAAAAAUCGCGUUCAAGAGCUCGGAGUUCAGCCGGAGCUCUCCCAGCAGCAAACCCAAAGUUUUCACUUGUGAAGUUUGCGGAAAGGUAUUUAAUGCACAUUAUAAUUUAACUCGCCACAUGCCAGUGCACACAGGAGCCAGACCCUUUGUUUGCAAAGUUUGUGGCAAGGGCUUCAGACAAGCAAGCACUCUCUGCCGGCACAAGAUCAUACACACCCAGGAAAAGCCUCACAAGUGUAACCAAUGCGGCAAAGCGUUUAACCGAAGUUCCACUUUAAACACACACACCCGAAUCCAUGCGGGCUACAAACCUUUUGUUUGUGAAUUUUGUGGCAAAGGAUUUCAUCAAAAAGGUAAUUACAAAAACCACAAACUGACCCACAGCGGCGAGAAGCAGUUCAAGUGCAAUAUCUGCAACAAGGCUUUCCAUCAGGUGUACAACCUGACCUUCCACAUGCACACCCACAACGACAAGAAGCCCUUCACCUGCCCCACCUGUGGCAAGGGCUUCUGCAGGAACUUUGAUCUCAAGAAGCACGUCCGCAAGCUGCACGACAGCGCCCUGGGACUGCCGCGAGCCCCUGCCGAGCCGGGGCCAGACCAGGCGCUACAGCCGCCGGGCCCGCUGCUGCCACAGCCGCACCGUCCGUGAGGGAACUGCAAGCCCGGAGCUCCGCCGGGCCUACUAGCGAGGAGAGCAACCCAGAGCCCCGCCGUUGCAACCAUCCGCCUGCUUCUUUGCAUGCACCUAUUAAGCGGUUUUGUGUAUUACGCUCUACUUGGCCACUAGCAUUGAUGGGCUGGUCGUUUCCUUCUUUUUGUGGUUGUUGGGUUGUUUUGUUUUGUUUUCUUUCUUUCAAGACUCGCUUUUUUAACAUCUCAGGGUUAGAGAUGGUUUAAAAAAAAAAGCCAAGCCAAUUUCUGCUGUAUUUAUUGGGAUCUGUAUUAUCCGAACCGGGAAUGCUGCACCACUUAAUUAUUUCGAUGUGUGUGUGUGUGUGUGUGUGUGUGUAUAUGUAUGUAUGUAUGUAUGUAUUGGUUCUGCCCUGUCUUCGAUGCCUGCUGGUUGUCCCUUCUUGAUAACUCCCCUCCUUCAUCCCCCUCCCUGAAUAUCGUAUCUUUAUGGCCAGAGCUGGUUCACUAUGUAUGGAUUUGAAUUUCAGUUUGAUUCUUGCACGUGGAAAAUGAAUACGUUGACCUGGUGGAAAUAAAUACUUGGAGCGUGAUGAUUGAAUCAUCAAGGGCGCAUUAGCUAUUUACAUUAUUCAGCUACCAGACCAAUGAUCCUAUUAAAGAGCUGUGAUCCCACCAUACCGCUUCCUACUGUAUUGAUAAGGAAAGGCUGGGGGCGGGCGGAUGAUAGGUAAUACCAACAUAGAGGGUGUGUGUGUGUGUGUGUGUGUGUGUGUGUGUAUGUUUAAUCAAGAAGGGAAGAUGGAUGGAAAUCAAAACUGUGGCUGAUGCCAGGUCCUUGAAAUGCUCCAAGUGUUAAUCAGCCGCUCUGCUGUGAGCUUAGGCGCUGGUGUUUUCUAACUGCAAACCUCUCCUGUUUUCUUGCCAAAACACUGAAACAACUGCUAAAGACUUUAAUUAAGAGGGGGUAAUUAGCUCGGAUUUAUCAAAGCCGGGUUGUUAUACUAUUAGCUGCUCAGUAGAAGCUGCCAAUCCAGCCUUAAAAACUAAGCACGCUCCUACCGGUCGUUGCCUAGAAAGAAAGCGGGGCGGAAGAACGGAUGAACCCAGGAAGAUCUUAUUGUAUGUAAUUAUUUUAAAUCUCUCCUCUGGCAAAACAAAAUUAACCUCCCCCCAAUCGGGUGCUGUCCCCAGCCAUUAGUAAAAGCAGCAUCUUUAAGGGGCUUCUUUUGCUACUAUUGUUUAUUCGCCUCCUCCCCAAAAGCGGUGGGAGCCGCACGCGGUGCUCAGAGCCAGGCCGGCCGCUGCCCGGCUGCCCCCCCGUACCCCUCUCCCAGAGCGGGGGAGUUCGGGGCUCUCCUCCGGGACGCCUUGUUUGGCAUGAAAUAGACAAACUCGCCGGGAACAUCUUUCCCAGAGGGCGAGGGCAGUGGGCAGCAAAAUGGAUGCGGGCGAAGCCGAGGAGAGGCGCCAGCUGCGAACCAGCCUCAAGUGCCCUUAGCCGCUUCUUCGCCCUCCGCUUUGACGUGUUUCACAGCCGUUGUCCGCAUCUGAAUUUCGGGUCGUGUUGUAGUUCAGAAAGGAAGGGUUUGGAACGGUCCCCUCCUCCCCCCCCACACCCACCCGAAGGGGGCCGAGCUGAGGUUACACCGUCUGCUGCACACUGCACCUCGGCAGGACGGUGUCUGACACCCAGGGCCGGGCGUGGGAAGACAAUGUAUCGACCGGGCGGAAAGUCAAUCGAGAGGAGCAGAGCCUAAGGGGUGCCGAUGCUCUCCGGGAGACAAGGUGGGAGACUAGAGAGCAUUGCCUGGGCACGGACAGACGGCACAAGGGCUACGACUGUGUGGCCGCAGACACCAGGGAGGAAUUUCAGGGAGCGGGCGAACUAAACUGAUCCCUGACAAAUGAUCAGCUCUUGGGACCUUACAGCUGCUCAGACACGACCUUCGCGUCCCGGCAGACCCCUGGAGGUGCGUGUCUCCCAGCCGCGUGGUACGUUGUGUUGUGAGCAAAUAUUUGGACAAUUCAGGUUUCUUUUCCGAGCUGAGAGGAUACAAUGCGUCUGUGCGGUGUGUUGCCCACGAACACAGACCUCCAGGGUGCUGGCUGCGAAGUUCUCAAACGGAUCACACGCUCACACCCACCUCUUCCCUGGGUUUCCAGGAUCUGGACUGGCGUCCGGAUCCCGGCUCUGUAGAAGGGGGCUGAGCCGCAGAAGCGAGUCGAGCUGGUUGUAGGGACAGGCCUAGGAGGUCAGGUCAGGUUAAACAGCAGUUUGUCGUUUUGUAAACCAUGAGCGGUCCCUUUGUCGUGGUGCGCUGGGGAAUGGGCUGUUUGAUAUGAAUCUGUAGAAUGGGCCUAAACUUUAAACAGACUUCGUUUGUCUAAGUAUGUGUUGGAAAGUGCUGUAAACGCGGAAGUAGUCUCGCGUUCACAUACAUGAGGUUAGCGAUUGGGGCUUUAAGAGAAGAUUUUAUCUGUAGAAUAAACAAAGCGGGUGAGGUGCAAAACAACGCAUCUGAAAGGGCA
Messenger RNA from Dermochelys coriacea (leatherback sea turtle), 4621 nucleotides. It is a transcript of the gene FEZF1, whose product is annotated as FEZ family zinc finger 1. Gene Ontology annotation, cellular component: nucleus. The transcript is spliced from 6 exons. Lineage: Eukaryota; Metazoa; Chordata; Testudines; Dermochelyidae. The record is from RefSeq and is a predicted model, not a curated record. The coding region runs from base 747 to 2108 and encodes 453 amino acids.